Molecule: messenger RNA, 2987 nt
Organism: Cynoglossus semilaevis (tongue sole)
Lineage: Eukaryota; Metazoa; Chordata; Actinopteri; Pleuronectiformes; Cynoglossidae
Product: rho-related GTP-binding protein RhoV-like
Exons: 5
Coding region: 1656-2345 (229 amino acids)
Biological process (GO): small GTPase-mediated signal transduction
Molecular function (GO): GTP binding; GTPase activity
Source: RefSeq, a predicted model, not a curated record
GGGGCACCUCAGCUUUAAUCCACACCACUUUAGAGCCCAGCCAGUGUCUACUUAAAGGGACAUUAGGCAGGAAAUGUUAUGCAAAUGGCUGUUUAUGGCCUCAUCUUUGUGUCAGCCGCUGGUUUGGUCGACUGUCUACGGCACUGAUCUCCAGCUUAGCAGAGAGGAGAAUAAUCCUUUAACACCUAUCUCACAGAUUUUUCUAUUGUUAGAUUAGAUUUUCAACAUCAACGCCGUUCCAUAUUUCUAUCUACGCAGUUCAAAAGUUCAAGGACACAGGGGCAUCUAAGGUUAUGGACCUUAGAUGCGAAAUAUUUCAAACAGUUCCGACAGUCUGUCAACCUGACUGGAAGGAGUUUUUGUUCCCUGUCAAUAUUGAGAGAGAAUAUUAGGGACUCUCUUUGACUGUGGGGCACUGGGAGACCCUUAGUAAGCAGAUUACCUCCACAAAUCUAUGCCAGGACACGUUUUGCGUGUCUCUGUGUGUCACUAUUUGCAUGACAGUGGGUGUGAGCGUGAGAGUUCACAGAUAUACACCCUGAUCGGUAAUAUCGGGCCACUGAGACACCUUUUUUUUAAGUCACCAGCUCACUGCUGACACCUACUGUACAUGAAUGAUACAAGCGCUUUUGUAAUAUGAAUGGCCACCACAAGCGGCCAACCCUGGUUCUUGGAAUAUUCUUCGGAACUUGUUUUCGCUGAUUAGCUUCAAAUUACGGUCCCUGAUAAUAAAAAGGGAAGUCAUUCAUCACUUGUGCCAAAAUACUGUCAGGUUCUCGGGGGCUGAGCUCAUUUGUGAUGCAGCGUCAGAUUUCUUUUUUUCAAAUGAAAUGUUUUAAAGUUGACAAUGUAAAUAAACGUAUUUACCAGUAGAAUUGUGAAAACAAACAAACAAACCUUGACCUUCUGGUUUGGUCUGUACCUUCUCAUCCUCUGCUCAGUGUUUGACCAGUGAUGAUGAAAGGAGCUGCGCCAGGAAAUAAACAUUUGAAUGUGGCGAUAUUUAAAGACCACUUCCCGUGUUUGACAUUUACCUUGGGUUGAGGGACGGCAUUGUGACUCACAGCUGCCAGAGGUGCGGCCUGGGACUCGAACUGGCAACGCGACACGAGCAGCGGAGGGGACGACCAGAUGUUGUCCUCUGUCCGUGGGGAACACAGUGUGUCACACAUGCGCUGCAGGUGGUGGGAAAAAGGAGGGAGAGAAAGGGAGAAAAGAACAUACAUCGAAGCAGAGUGGAGACCGAGCUGCAGAGGAUUCUCAGACAAGUUCGCCCUCUGUUGUCCUGCAUUGAAAAGGACCGGACUGAAACUGAGACAUUUAGAUGAGACAAAAUGUGAACUCUUUGGACGAACGAAGCAACGGGGCCUGUGUUUGGGUGUUUCGGAGGGAGAACAUCCAACUCCAAGAACAAUGAACACAAUGAAUCACAAGACCUGAGCUGAUCAGCUACUGUAACAGUGGUCAUCCCCUCCUGGUAGGAGGGACUAUGUAGAUCUGCAUCAAAGAGAAGCCCCCCCACACUCCCCGCUAUUUGCUCUUUCAAACUGGAGGUGUCCCACGGCCUCCAGUGGCUCCAACAGCCUCGGUGGAGGAGAAGACGUCUUUUCCAGCACCGCUGCUCCCCUGCAUGGAUCUGCUGGGAUAAGUGAACGAUGUUAGGAGGAAACAUGGCACAGGCAGGUCAGAGACGAGACAAACCGACCAGGCAGCGAGAGGAAGUCAGCAUCAUGUUGGUGGGUGACAGAGCCGUGGGGAAGAGCAGCUUGAUCAUUAGCUACGUCUUCAAUGGAUACAACAGCCAGUGCAGGCCCACGGUCUUUGACGUCUUCACCGGUUUGGUUCACGUGAAUGGCGUCCCGACUCGUAUCAAACUGAUCGACACAGCUGGGCAGCAGGAUUUUGACCAUCUACGCUCUCUUUGCUACGCCCACGUGGACGUCUUCAUCCUCUGCUUCAGCCUGGUCGACCCCGUCUCCUUUGACAACAUCACCUCCAAAUGGAUCCCGCAGAUCCGUGCCGGCAACCAAAGGUCUCCCAUCGUUCUGGUGGGAACUCAGUCGGACCUCAGGCACAGUGUGGACGUUCUCAUUCAUCUGCACCAGUGGAACACCAAACCAGUGCACUUCCGUAAAGCCAGAAGGAUGGCUCAGAGAAUCAGGGCUUGUGAUUAUGUAGAGUGUUCGGCUCUGACCCAACACAACCUGAAGGAUGUGUUUGAUUCCGCUGUGUGGGCUGCCAUUAAACACAAGAAAUCCACCACUGGGUGUAAGAAGCUGAACCUGUAUAAACAGCUGAGGGAUAUUUGCACUCAUGGACUCAAGAAAAUCUUCAAGUACAUCUGACACAGAAAGAGUGAUGCGAUGUCCUUUUUUUACUUCACAAUUUACUUUACAUUACUUGACUAUGACUGUUACAUUUCCCUCUCUUUCACUCUUUAAUCUUUACGUUUUGUCAUUUUUUUAUCUGUUGUUCGUACUCGUCUGUUUGUUUUCAUGGCUGUUCCUCGUUCUCUGAAAAUCUCUUUGAUCUGAGUUUGAAGUUUGUUGAGUAAAUGUAACAAAAACAAACAAGCACACACUGCGCUGACUGUAAAUUCUUCACCGGAGGAUCCUGUCAGUUUGAAAACGGAGGGAAAAUUCAAACUGCCGCAUGGGACAAAUGGUCGCCUGCUGCUGCUUUGAAGUGUUACUUUGCAAGACAAAAGCCAGUUAAAUCUGGCCUCUGAGUUGGUGCUAAUGCUGUAGGGUCUUUUCUAACUGCCUUUAAAUUACUUUAUUAUCAACAGACACAUUUACAAAAUGACUAAUUAUUGGACACAUUAGUUUAAUGUAUUCAGUAAAGUUGAUUUGAGGCUGCAACAAGUGACCAAACGUCCCCACGUGUAAAUUUUAAAAUUAACAAAAAACUUUUACAACAAAACAAUACAAAAAACAAAAUAAAGAAUAAACAAAUAAUUAAAAGAUAUAGAAAGCAGUUCAGGGGUA